UUCUCUUGUUCUUUUUACUAAGUGACAUUAUGAGUGACAUUGACAUUGGAAAGCGAAUUUUCGUCAAAGGAUUUUCUCCGGAAACGACUGAAAACGAGCUCAGAUCUUAUUUUGAGAGAUUUGGCGCAGUCAAGGAAAGCAAAGUCGUUCGAGACCGUAACGGAUUUAGCAAAGGAUAUGCUUUCAUUACAUUCGAAUCGCAAGAAGUGGCUGAUAAAGUUCGCGACCAAGAGAGUCUUGAAUUUGAGGGUAAAAGCUUGAACAUUGGCAAAGCAGUCCGAAGAAAGAGCAAAAGAAGUUUUGGGAAGUACUAUUACCAUCGACAAGACGCGAAUGAUACCUCAAGUCAUGGCAGCUACUAUGCCACAUUUUCGACAUCCGAUGGAAGCAUGUACUAUUCUCAGAUGAAUCAACAGCCACACUUCGUUUUGGUCCCAGCAUAUUCCCCACAGAUGCACUACCAGUCGCAGAGUCCGUAUCCUCAGCCUUCCCAUUCAGCUUCUCAACCGAUCUACACUACAACAGCUGUAUUAGGAAACUCUUAUCUCCAGCCUACGCCAUAUUCAUUCUCCCCAGGACAUUCGUGGAAUGAAGUGGCAGCAGUUCCAGUGAACGCCGCGGUCGUACCAAAAGUCCAUCAUCAAUUCACCGCAGAUAACCAGACGGAAAUUGCUGUUGCUAGCACUCAUGCUCCACCAGCUCAAAUAGUUAGUUUGGCUAUCCCUGAAGGCAAUUAUAUGUCAGAUGUCGGAGCAGUUUCUGGCGUAGGAGAGUUGGUUUUUGAAAGUCCCAAAGGAAAGGCAGAAAACAAAGUACAGGCCAUAAAGUUUUUAAAGAAGCACGAACCAUCGAGUCCAGCCGCAAUGUCAGUUCCUCCAACCGCUACCAUUCAUGUUAUUAACGGACAGGUUCCUUCCACUCAGUAAAAUCAACAUUUGAAUACCAAUUCUAUUUACCAUAUUUUUCACUAAAUCUUUAGAUCAGCACAAACCUAACUUUAACGGUUCAGAAUUUUUAAUCAUGAUGUCGCGCCGAAAUUGCUAUUUUACAAUAUCUGCAGAGCCUAGAAGUUAUGUAAUCGACAACCCCGUAGCACUCAAGUAAAAAAACCAAUAUAGCACGAACGACUUUUAUCUUUUAUUUUUGACUCGUGGGAAUUAUCUUCGUCCCCUUAUUCCUUAUUGUAGUACUGAACCAAAACAGCCAGUGAGAUUGUAAGUUUGCAAAGCAAUGAAGCAAGACUUAAGUGUGUGUACAAUUCUACACUAAACUUUUAACUUGUUUUUGUAUUUAUGGGAAUGAUGCGAAGUUAUUAUUUAUGAAAAAUUUACUCACCAAUUAACUGUUAGCUGACUAAUAAGGGGAAAGAAAAUAUAAGUGAUGCCUAGUUAUCUUACUUUAUGUCCAAGCACAAAUAUCAGCUCUUUUAUUAUCUUACCAACAAAAAUGCUUUCGUUAACUAUUUCAAACCGAAUUUCAACAUGUAUUUAAUUUUUAUGAAAACUUACAGCAGAAAUCAGCAUGGCAGUCUUUACUGUUUAGCGUACGUGGAUUAUGUUUUCAACAUUUUGUCUCAGUUUUAUGAGAUGAAUCAUCAGCAAUACUGAAAGGGAUGUCUUACAUACAAUUAAAUCACUAGCCCAAAUAAGUUUCUGACAAACAACCUUUAACAAAUGAAUCUGUAGACAGGUCAACCCAACCUGAUGUAAUUUCAUUUAUGAUAUUUAGCACUGCAGCAUCAAUUGUAACAUUUAUUUCAUCAUGAACUGAAUUGUCAGCUAGUUCCCACUGGGAUUUAUCAGCUGCAAACUCCAAGGCAUCUAAUAAUUUUUGUAAUGAUCUUUCUAUAUUUUAUUAACUUGUUUAGUGCU
Messenger RNA from Stylophora pistillata, 1871 nucleotides. RefSeq lists its product as uncharacterized. Gene Ontology annotation, cellular component: cytoplasm. Gene Ontology annotation, molecular function: mRNA 3'-UTR binding; translation activator activity. NCBI's taxonomy places the organism in Eukaryota, Metazoa, Cnidaria, Anthozoa, Scleractinia, Pocilloporidae. The record is from RefSeq and is a predicted model, not a curated record. Gene Ontology annotation, biological process: 3'-UTR-mediated mRNA stabilization; positive regulation of translational initiation.